Molecule: messenger RNA, 7141 nt
Organism: Gadus chalcogrammus (walleye pollock)
Lineage: Eukaryota; Metazoa; Chordata; Actinopteri; Gadiformes; Gadidae
Product: sodium channel subunit beta-4-like
Exons: 5
Coding region: 752-1459 (235 amino acids)
Biological process (GO): regulation of sodium ion transmembrane transporter activity; cardiac muscle cell action potential involved in contraction; regulation of ventricular cardiac muscle cell membrane repolarization
Cellular component (GO): membrane; voltage-gated sodium channel complex
Molecular function (GO): transmembrane transporter binding; sodium channel regulator activity
Source: RefSeq, a predicted model, not a curated record
GCCUGCUUCUCUCGCGACGACCUUCUGGCCUGGCUGUGCUUCAGCGCUUCACGCUCCGCCGCCACCAUCACCCCUCCUCCACUACCAGCGUCGGUGAUUUGAUUUCCCUCCACCUUUUUGGCGCGCAACUCUCGCCCCCCUCCACGCGAUGCUUGUCAGCUAGCCUGCAUUCCACCCCCCACCUCUUGCAUGCAGACCUGCCCGCCUUACAGCCUGCCUGACUGAUUCCCCUGACGCCUCGCUGCCGCUUGCUGCCGUCGCUCGUGCGCUCCGACCCAAAGCGCGUUUGUCACCCCAUCGGUAGGUAAACCGCGUGCGCCACACAGAGAGAGAGAGAGAGAGGAGAGAGAGAGGGAGAGAAGAAGGCCUCCCCUUCUUGUUUUCCAUCUUCUGCCCAACAACUGCAAGGAGCAGCUGGAGCCGCGGCUGCACUCUGUUAAAAGAGGGAUUGGUUUUUCAUCUCCCGCGACACACAUUCCUGGGACGGUGCAGAGGAGGUGAGGAGAGGGAGGGACCAGGAGUAGGACCUCAGACUCUGGACAAUCCCCCCGCCCCAUCUCUUGCUCUGGGCUGCCCAGUUGGGGGUAUUUCCUCUGUGUUGUUAUGAUUGAGGACACACAAGGACAGACACACACCACAGUGAAUACAGAGUCCAAGUACUACCAAGUACUGACCGCCACCAGAGGGAGUCACAGACAUCGCACUUGGUGAUAAGUAAGGACAGGUUGACAAAGAGACGGACAGACGUGUCAUGGCGUACAAGGAUGGCAACGGUUCCAGAAUCUCUGGACGACUGAGAUCGGGGGACCUACUCCAUGCUGGGCUGGUGUUGUCGGUGCUGCUUGGGUUCUGGUGCGUCAGUGGACUGGAGGUUUCCACAGGGAAGAUUACAGUCAUGGAGGCCAUGAAUGGCUCCACGGUCCUGAUUCCCUGUACCUACUCUUCAUGCAUUGGCAUUCAAAGGCUCUACUUCAACUGGCAUUACGAUGACAACGGGACCAUGCUGAAGCUCUGCGAGGGGUCGAUCGCUGCCGAGGGCGCUGACCCCCGCUUCAGCGUGUACCACGAGCGAGUGGAGUUUGUGGGCAACUCCAAGAAGAGCAACAUCUCCAUCCUGCUGUACAACAUCACCUUCGCCGACGACGGCGACUACGUGUGCUUUGCACGCAACUUUAAGGAGAAGAACCGAAACCACAGCGCCACCUUUACGCUCCGCGUGGUGGAUCAAGUGGUGGAGAUUGACAACACCUUGACCACCAUCAUCGUGUCAGUUGUGGGCGGAGUCAUCGGCUUCCUGAUCUUCUUCAUGGUGGUGAAGGCUCUUGUCGUUCACUUCAUUCUGAAGAAAGACGACAAGAAUAAAGAGUGUCUGGUGGGCUCCUCGGCAGGGGUGGACAACACGGAGAACGGACACACGACGGCCAAAGGCACCGAGGCCAAGGGAACACCGAAGGCAUGAGCGAGUACACGGUGUCUGUGUGUUUGUAAAGAUAUAUAGACAUCAGUGGUCACAAUAUCCGCAGAAGGAAGCACUACAGAUGGACUGUUGUAUCAUAAGAGUGGCUGGCCCCAUUAGCUCAUGUCAGACGAUAUUAACCAAAAAAAAAUACACAUCUAUAUAUAUAUAUAUAUAUAUCAUGCUUGAAAUUUGGAAUGUGUGAAGUGAGCCUGCCCCCUAGCUCUCUACCUGCACCCUGCGUCAUCAACCCUGCUCCGAGAUGACCUCUCCACUCCUUACACUUCCCAGCCUGGCCAGUCUCCACAUCUCUCCCUGUAAAACAUGAUGGCUUUCAACAGACACGCCAUCGGGAAAGUCCUCUUGGGAAUUCUUGCAGUGUACGACGUUGGCUUGUACACAGCAAGAAAGCGGCUGGGUUGCUUUUAUUUUAAAAAGUAAAUUUCAUAUGAAUACUCCUUUCUAUAAAAUUCAAACUAGCACGUAUGAUCGUGCUCUUAGUAUAAUAGAAAACAAAAAAAAGAACCAAGAACGAUUUUUAUUUCAAGGAGUUUGGAAUCAAGGAUUUUCUACUCUUUUCUGUAGUGGUGUCCAUAUAGCCAUAGAACACAAUCGCCCGGAACCACACAGCAGAUCGAAUACAGGAACACACACUUUACUAUAGUGAACUGCCAACACUCUACUGCCGUGAUGUCAACUGAUAGUACGACAGCAAAACCUCUCCUGCCAACGUCCGGUAUUAUCAUCGCAGGACACGUGACCAAUCCUGAACCGUUUUGUUUACAAACUAGCAUAAAUACAACACUAUGAAGCACAGAUUUCCUGAUCGGAUGUUAAUAGAUAAACAGCUGCCACCAAUCAAAUGAUGGCUCACCAUUGGUUGAAGACGUAAGCUAUCCAAUCAGAAAGCCCCUCUGGCUGUAAUCUGACCUUUUAACCUUCAUACCGUAACCACUGCCACAGUAUUCUCAACUACUGGUUUACCAAGGAGUCCGGUAUUUGCUGAGGAGGGCAGAUAGAGAGAUACCUUAGUCUUCAGCUUAUAAACUAGCAGAGUUCUUAGUAACAGUAGUAAUAGUUUAUAGGAAUAGUUUUUGAUGUGGCAGGGGCUGGCAAGUCUAACAAAUGUGCUUCCUGAGGCAAAAUAGUAGAUUCCGUUCUGAACCACUUUUGGUCCCUUUGCUUUAGAUAAGAAAAUAACUUCCUCCAUAGGGAAAAAACAGGUGCCUGUUUGAGAAACCCAAUAAAAUACACUGAAAAGCAAAUAAAAUAAAUAAGACAAGGAAAACACGCCCAACCACCCACCAAGAAACAAAUGGACUUAAAUCAUGCUGCUUCUGAUUAAUAACUGAUGCAUUGAUGAAUUUUUUUCAGAGAACAUAUUUAUGUCUGUUUGUCUCUGACAUCACCUCAUCUGUCAUCAUGUCAGAACCCCAAUGCGUGAUCCCUCAAUGCAGAUGAGAGACAACUGUCAGGGCGGAAGUUGACAUUCAUUCACAGCAUGCUUUCUAAAGACUUCUUACAACUGCCAUUGCUUCACAGGCGGUCACACACUGAGCAGUUCUGCUAUAAAAGCUUACAAGGACAACUAGCACCACUUAUCAGUCAGCCCAGUUAUGGUGGCAGCACUUACGGAGGAAACAACAUACAUUCAUACUAAGAUAGCCUAAACAUGCCGUAUGACAUGAUAGAGACAUGGAGGGCCUUUGCUACGAUAGCACGAGUCUUGCAAUGCUGAAAGCUGGCAUAGACAGACCAUUAUGUUCUUCCCAAAACACAUAUUUGUUUGUAUUUUAUUUCAUAUUGCCUGUUAUCAUUUUCUAUUGAGGUCCUUUUUUGGCUGGCAGUUCAAAAACUAGUAAUAAUGUAAUGUUUUGUGCAGUGGUGUUAAUAUCAAGAAAGCCAUGCGGACUGAAAAAAUAUUUUUUUGUAGUUUUAAUUUGUUAGUAACAGUUCAUGGAUGAAAAUGACCAAAUCAAAUGAUAGAUUAUAGAUUUAUUACAUUGAUAUCUCAUAUGUAAAGGAUACAUUAUACAUGCACACUGUAUGCAUUUGAUUCCUAUUUUGCUCUGCGCCAUGACUUGGUGAUUUAGUAUUUAGAAAAAAUUGGUAUUGUCUUCUUUGCCACUUUGUGAGCUGUUGAGCUCCAUUAACAGUCAUUACAUCACCAUUUAAUGUUGGGAAUUAAGAGAUUUAUGAGACAAAGGCGUCAUCGGAUAUGUAUGUUAUCAAUACUCUUAUAAUGGUUAGCAUGUCCAUUACCACUCACAGUCUGUAUUCCAGGCUUAAUUGUGAGAAACAAAUCUCUGUUACAGAUCUAUUAUUUUGCUGCUGUACAGUGUCUCUACCAAAGCUGUCAGCAGCCAAAUGCCCCCUAGUGGCGAUGCCAUGACAGUUCAGCUUUCCACUUUUAUCAUGAAUGUAGUGAGUACUUUGAUUUAUCACAUGAUCUGUCCCUUAAAACGUACUUAGAAGUAUUAGAUCAGAGCUCCUGCAAUAGGGAAUCUCUUCUAUGGGACUGUGACUUCUAUUAUAAUGUACACCCACAAACACAAUACCGCGGUUCAGCCUAACCAAACUGCAUCUGGAUCAGUACUUGGCUUACUAGAGGUUGCGUUAUUGCAAGGGAGCAAUUUCCUUCUCGUUCCAAAAUACGUGCAUAUUUUUUUAAUUAGCAUCUUCAUCCGCGGCUGCUCGCUAAUAUUGGAGUGCAUGCGUUCCAUGUUUGCGUUCUGGAGAAGCAAUAGAAGUGGUCUUCUGAGGACUGGCACUUUAUGACGUUGUAAUAGAGCUGUGGUGGGACACUGUCUGUCCCUUGCACAGAUAACUACGUAUCCAAAUUGCACAAAUGUAUCUGUUGUACUGAAGACAUCCUUGUUUAGAGUCUACCAUGGAAUUUGACAGCUGUAAUACUAACGGCUCGCUAAAUAGGUUUCACAAAUACCAUUGGCUCCACAGCAUAGAAUUAUUGGCAUUUACGUGGCUACAUUGCACAGAAAGAAAUGUCACACCAAUUCAUAAAUGAAAUAGGAAUUGUGUUAAUAAUCUAUAAUACAUAUUUGGCUUAAUGACAACAACACAAAUACAAGGCUGAAGAAUUCAGGAGAAUCCAAUCCAUAUGCUUCCAACACCAUUUGAAGUUAAUUGAAGUAAACUACAAUGUGACUUGGAGUGUAAACAUAUAUUUAAUGAUGACACAUUUUUAUGGCCAGGCACAAAUGGGUUUAUUUUUGUAUCUUGACCAGAUAUACAUGUGUCAAUCAAGUAGCAAUGUACCAUGCAUGCUACUGUAACUAACACCACACACACACACACACACACACACACACACACACACACACACACACACACACACACACACACACACACACACACACACCCACACAAACGCGCACGCACAUACAAACACACACAAACACAGAACGAGUUAAGCUAUUUCCCCAGUAACGUUGUGUGUUUGAAUCUUCCAAAGAAUAGCCAUUUUGUUGAGUCAUGUUCGAUUCAGCUACAACAUCAUAGUCAUAAUUCAAAUAUGCUUUCUCCAAAUCUUGUCUUCCAUUUCAGACUUUUUGACUAUAAAACACGCAUGUGUCUUUCAAUUUUCCCAUGUCGAUGCAUCCUUGUGCUUGCAUCUCUUCCUUGACAUGCAUAAUGUUCCCUACAUCAUAAUGUUCCCUACAUCUACAAGCAUUGUUAAAGUGAACAUCAUGGCCUGUUUCCACCAUGGACUUGAGAGGAGAGUGCUAAAUGAUAUCAAUAAUCCAAACAACACAGAGAAACCAACCCCAAAUCUCAAAUCUGAAAUGGGAGCAUAGAUUGUAACGAGACACAAACUGCUACAACCUACAUCCAUGCAUCAUCGACUGCAUUGCCUUGACGCAUAUAAAUAUAAACACAUUUAUUGAAGUGAUUUUCUCCUGCAUGUGUGCAUGAGCUCUGAGAUGAGCUGAUCUGAUCGUGGGAACCCCAUGCAAAACAGGCUUACUGCUAAGCGGUGGUGCAGAGGCAAAGGCCUGACCACCACCUCACAGGGGUGGGUCUUCAAACAGGAAAUGGAAGUGACCCUCGCCCCAAAUCCAACCCUCUUUCUGGCAAAUAAAUAACCCUCACAUUUCCCGUUUCCAGUAUUGUUUAAAACUUGGUUGAGAACUAAAUUAAAACGGCAAGUGGGACACUAGAUGUGCCCUAUGACCCCUGAUCCCACUAUGACCUCUGAACCCCGUCCAAAACAUGUUUUAUUUACAUUUUCAGGAAGGCCAACUUGGCUAAAGCAGGCACUUUAUACUUAUUGAAUACUUUUUAUUCAGUGUUUAAACCUUAGUAUUAUUAUUAUAUGCAUAAGAAAAGGGUUGACAUUAUUUUACGUAAUAACUAUAUCACUCUGAUAUAUAUAUCAGAGUGAUAUCACUCCGGGUAAUGAAUGUAUGGUGGAUUACAAAGCAUGUCUAUACCCAAUAGAUUAUUAUUAUUGAUCCUCCUGCUCAUUCCAGAUACACAUGGGAUAAUAGUUAACUAUCAGAGAGCAUUAAAAAUAAUGUAAAUAAAUGUCAUUAUUUUCUAGCCGAGUGAAUCCAACUGCAGCAUUGUAACAAAGCACGACACUUUUAAUGACAUGACCACACUACAAAAAGUUAAUAAGAGGUCUGUUCAUGCUAUACUACUAAUAACUACAGCUUAUCGAAAUACAUGUAACAACCCUAAUAUUAUUAUCCAUACGGUACACUGAACCAAUGUCGUGAGAUGCCAUCACACCGCUACUCUGCCGUGUACUCUUACAGCAGUGGUCACAUGACUGCUGUUCAGAACCAGAGGACCUGAGGCCUACAGCGGCAGAAGCUCACACUGCCAGACCAGGGUGUGAUGUCCGCUAAAUACUUCCCACAUUCCAAACCCUUUCAGAGAAAAUACCUGAUGACCAGUUGGCUUCAAACACUGCCCCGAACACAACCAGAACUAAACCAGAGAAUGUUUGACUCAAACAUGACGCAGCUGUUAAACAGAGUACAUUGAGAUUUGACUUGUUGUUCCUCUUCGAUAUGAGAAGUUCACAUUUAAAAAGAGCUAGGUAUUUUAUGAAAGUUUCCUUUUAAAUUCUGUUGUACGAGUUUGCGUAUGUUAUGUAGAACCAUGGAUGAAACUAAUAUCAUGUUUGUUCUCCCUCAUGCUCUGUAGUAGUAUCAUAAUAACACAUUGCAUGAUAGUAUUAUUCUGUAUAACAUUUAUGGUGAACUGUAGAGGAAAUCUCAAUAUUAGUCAGCUAGAGUUUGAAUUAUAAGCACAGGCUUAUAUUUACCUCACUUGUUGCCACAGUCCUGCUUUUUAAACAAUGUGUAUGUUUUCUUUAUACAUUUCAAACAUCAGCCAAACUUACCACUGAUAUCAAUGGAACUCCAUGGUAAUUACACAAAUAUCUCGGAGUAAACUGUGUCGUUCUAAUCUUACCAGUUAAACAAGGGACUCCCGUAAAUGUCUCAGUUUACAAUUUUCUGAACACAGUCUGUGAAGCACACACUCCCCACAUCCGCAGUCCCUCACCCAAACCACUUACCAAACUAGAUCUGUCUUUCGAUCAGUGUUUAGCCGCUGCUAUGUGUGUCCAUGUUGCUCAUCCUGCUCACUGACUAUGCAGGAUGCUUUUCUUUUCUUUUAUUUAAAACUGCUGAACUGGAAAAUAAAACGAUUAUU